Molecule: messenger RNA, 569 nt
Organism: Suricata suricatta (meerkat)
Lineage: Eukaryota; Metazoa; Chordata; Mammalia; Carnivora; Herpestidae
Product: oocyte-expressed protein homolog
Exons: 3
Coding region: 54-569 (171 amino acids)
Cellular component (GO): apical cortex; protein-containing complex
Molecular function (GO): RNA binding
Source: RefSeq, a predicted model, not a curated record
UCCCAGCCACGUGGGAUUGUCUUUUCCUGCGAGCGGCGGCCCAGGCCCGAGCAAUGGCGCCGUACCAGAUGACGACCCAGUACAGAUCAGACAGCCGGGGAGCCAGCAGGAAGUGUUUCCAUUACCAGAACUGGCUCCUUUUGCACGCUCAACGGGACUGGUGCAGGUUUAAGCACUUUCAGAAACCCUCAGUGCUUCACGUGGAGGCGCGUCGGCUGGAAAAGAUUUUCGGCCCAAGCAGAGCCCUCAUCCCGAAGUUCGAACAGGAGUUCAAAGUCCUGAUCCGGAUGGGAGAGCCCGACUCCGAGGGCAAAGUUGGAGUCUUUAUCAUCGGGAAGCGCCGCCACCGAAAGCGUGCCAAAAGCCUACUUCGCAUUUUGGCUGCAAGGCCUGGAAGGAAACUGUGUGGAGACCUAAUGAUGCUCAGCAUUAAGAAGUCUGUUAAAAGAGAGAAUGCUGAUUCCGAUGCCACCCUCUCUACUGCCAUGAUGACCAGCCUGGAUGAAGCCAUGAAGUCACUGGAAAUAGGCGGGGAGACUGUCCAGGAACCUGUUACCAAAACAGUGUGA